Molecule: messenger RNA, 771 nt
Organism: Plasmodium yoelii
Lineage: Eukaryota; Apicomplexa; Aconoidasida; Haemosporida; Plasmodiidae
Product: dolichol-phosphate mannosyltransferase, putative
Exons: 1
Coding region: 1-771 (256 amino acids)
Biological process (GO): protein O-linked glycosylation via mannose; GPI anchor biosynthetic process
Cellular component (GO): endoplasmic reticulum membrane
Molecular function (GO): dolichyl-phosphate beta-D-mannosyltransferase activity
Source: RefSeq, a predicted model, not a curated record
AUGGUUAUAUAUUUUUUUCUUUUUAUAUUAACAUGCUUAAAAAUAAAUAUGAGUUAUGGAUCAAUGUAUUCAAUUAUUUUACCAACUUAUAAUGAAAAAAACAAUGUCCCAUAUAUUAUUUAUAUGAUCAUAGAUGAAUUAUCCAAAAAAAAAAUUAAUUAUGAGAUAAUAUUAGUAGAUGAUAAUAGUGAAGAUUUAACGGCAGAUAUUUAUAAAAAACUACAAUUAACUUUUCCAAAUGAAAAGCUAUUAUUAUUGCAAAGAGAAAAAAAAAGUGGUAUAGGAAGUGCAUAUAUAGAUGCUUUAAAAAUAAUAUCAGGUGAUUAUGUUAUUAUUAUGGAUGCAGAUUUAUCGCAUCAUCCAAAAUAUAUUUAUGAAUUUAUAAAAAAACAAAAAGAAACAAAUUGUGAUAUAGUUUCUGGUAGUAGAUAUAAUAAAGAUGGAGGUAUAUUUGGAUGGGGUUUUAAAAGAAUUUUAAUAAGUCGUGUAGCUAAUUUCUUAUCACAAUUUUUAUUGUUUAUUAAUUUAACAGAUUUAACAGGAUCAUUCAGAUUAUACAAAACUGAUGUUCUUAAAGAAAUUAUACAAAAUAUUCAAGGAAAAGGUUUUUCAUUUCAAAUGGAAGUAAUUGUAAGAGCCCAUAAAAAAGGAAAAAAAAUUGAAGAAGUUGGUUAUAUAUUUUAUAAUAGAUUAUUUGGUGAAUCAAAAUUAGCUUCAAACGAUAUUUUUCAGUAUCUUUUUUGUCUUUUGCGUUUAUUUUGGACACUUUAA